AAUAUUCACUCAAGGGCACAAAGGUCGAAAGUGUGUUAGUGCGGAUCUGGAAUAUUACGCCGACUUGUAUCGAAUCAUGGACGUUGAAGAUGCACUGAAGCUGGUAAAAUUCGCCUCAACCGUUGCUACGGGUGUUAUAGCUGGCGGUGCAAUUUACAUCAACCUUGCAGAGCAUCCUGCGAGAAUGCAACUUGAUGAUGUCCAAUCGCUUCAUCGCCAAUGGCGGGAGAGCUUCGAUCGAGCGAAGUACUUGAUGGCCGGGACAUCGCUGCUGCCGGUCGCUGGGGGAGUAGCAGCGUUUGCUAUCGAUCAGAGCAAAGGAAAACCUUGGCUUAUCACUGCCGGGCUGAUGGCUUUCAAUAUGCCGUACACAGCUCUCGCCAUGAAAUCGCGUGUCAUCGACCCCAUAUAUGAUUAUGAAGUCGCUGGAAAGAUGGAUCCCGGAAAAGUGCGAGACACUGUGGAUAAAUGGAACACUUUUCACAAAGUCCGCACCAUCAUAGAUCUGUCAACAUUUGCCUGGUGUGUGUACAAUCUUGUCUACAACUGAGAGGCGGCCAUGUUGAAAAUUGAGUUGAAUGGAUUUUGAAAUCAGGGACAUUCUGUGGAAUUGCGUUCACCCUAAAUUACGGUAUAUUUAAGGGGAAUUUUCUCUAAUAUUUUUGUGAUGUUAUGUAAUUGUUUUCGAAGACUGUAUUCGUACAUAACCGAUUUUGUCGAAAAUAUAUGUGUUCCAAGACAAUUGGGGUCGCUUGCGAAGUUCUGUAAACCAACAGACGUUAUUUUGUACAUUAAGGUACAGUGCAGAUAAUGAAUCAUUAAAAGACUUUGAACCAGA
Molecule: messenger RNA, 838 nt
Organism: Stylophora pistillata
Lineage: Eukaryota; Metazoa; Cnidaria; Anthozoa; Scleractinia; Pocilloporidae
Source: RefSeq, a predicted model, not a curated record